AUGGGUAUUUCAGAGUGGAAAAAUGUUAAACACACGAGAAGAUUGCUAAGUUUGCCAUCAAACUGCGCUGAUUUGUAUGAAAAAGGAAAUAGCCAAAGUGGAGUUUAUGAAGUUAAUCCUGAUGGAAAGGGAGGUUUUGAAGUGUUUUGUGAUAUGACAACAUCAGGUGGAGGAUGGACUGUAUUUCAACGUCGUCUUGAUGGAAGUGUUGACUUCUACCGAGGAUGGCAAGAUUACAAAAAAGGUUUUGGUGACUUGAGCGGAGAAUAUUGGCUUGGUCUUGACAAAAUACACAGGAUGACAAAUAUUUUAGAAAAUGAAUUUCGUAUCGAUAUGGAAGAUACAUCUGGAAACACCAGAUACGCUCAUUAUGAUUUUUUUGCAGUAAGCAAUGAAAAUGAGAAGUACAAGUUGAAUGUUGGAGGUUAUAAUGGUACAGCAGGAAACACGUUAUCACGGCAUAACGGGAUGGCUUUCACCACCAAAGAUUCUGACAAUGAUAUUUGGGUUGCCGGUAACUGUGCGCUGAGAUUCAAAGGAGCCUGGUGGUAUUGGCAUUGUCAUCAUUCCAAUUUGAAUGGUUUGUAUCAUUAUGGCGCACACACAUCUUCCGCUGAUGGAGUCAACUGGUACCUUUGGAAAGGGCAUCAUUAUUCUCUAAAGUCAACGUCGAUGAAGAUACGACCACAUAAUUAUUUACCUUUAUAUCGCAGAGUACAUUUCUCAAUUCGUCGAGCACAAGGGUAUAUUACCAAAAUCAACAGUGAUUACAAAACCUUUCGAUCACAUGUUUUUAUAGUCUAA
Dendronephthya gigantea is the source of this 804-nucleotide messenger RNA. RefSeq names its product ryncolin-1-like. Lineage: Eukaryota; Metazoa; Cnidaria; Anthozoa; Malacalcyonacea; Nephtheidae. The transcript is spliced from 5 exons. Bases 1 to 804 code for a protein of 267 amino acids. The record is from RefSeq and is a predicted model, not a curated record.